AUGGGAAUUGAAAUAUUACAAGAAUGUUGUUGGAUAUGGAGUUUUCAAGCACUUUCUCAGUUUCGGCAACAACAAUAUUGUCAACCUAAAAUACCAUCAAGUUCUCUUUCUAUAUUGCAUUAUAACAUUCGCUAUUUCUAUUCCAAUCAAGCCGAUCUUAUUGAUAUGGUGAAUGUCUUUUCUCCAACAAUAAUCUCUCUUAAUGAACUUGGUACCAUGGUUCCGGCGAAAACAAUCAAACAACUUCUCUUUCCUUACAAUGUUUAUUUAAAAGAAGGUACAAAUUCACAUGGUGGUGUUUUUCUUGCCGUAGACAAAAGAUUGAGAUGUCAUUUGAUAGAAAUUAAUGAACCGAAUAUAAUAGAAGUUCAAAUGAUAGUUGGUGAUCAGCAAUUUGUUGUUGCAAGUAUUUAUUCACCACUUACAGAUCGAUUACCAUUAGCUACUAUGACAACCUUGCUUAACCACUCAAAAAAUAUUAUCAUCGCAGGUGAUCUGAAUGCCAAGCACCCUGAUUGGGAUUGUCCUCAGGUGAAUACAAAAGGGCGUGAUCUAUCUAACUGGCUCAUGGCACACAAUUUGAAUGUACUUAAUGCUGAUGCUAAAACAUCACUGCGCUCCAACACAACAAUUGGUCUUAUUAUAUCUAGUGAAUUCCCUGAAAUAUCAGAAAGUCAAACGCUAGCUUAUGCAGGUAACGACCAUCUACCUACGUUCACAAAGUUCUUAUGUCUUAAUGUAUCAAUGGAUAAACACCUCGUACCUCGAACGUUUUGGAAAUUAUAUUCCUCGAUUCUUACUGUCAUACAUGAUCAAUUGCAAGCUGAUCAAGAAAUUUCAAUAAAUGACUCCAACAUCACAUACAAGUGGUUCAUUAUGUUUGAACAAUUUCUGGCUGCUCUUAAACUUCGAGUAACAGAAUGGAAAGAAGUCAAACGAAAACGACCAUCAAUUUCACCAUCAUUAAGAAUACUUCUUCGUCACAAACAUUAUUUGCAAAAUAGAUACCGUCAUACAAAACACGAAGAAGAUCGACUGAGACUACGUUCAUGGAAUAUUCUUGUUAAACAAGAAUUUCGAGCUUAUAAGCAACGAAAUUGGGAACAAUUUAUAUCAAAUGUUGCUUCACCAAAUCCAUCAACAUUUUGGAAUACAGUGAAAAUGUUGAACAAAAAGGAAUCAAUUGACUUUUCGGCAUUAACGGAUGGAAAUACGGUACAUAGAUCCCCAGAAGACAUAGUAAAGUGCUUAAGUCAUCACUUUACUGAACGCCAUUCCCCACCAUCAAUGAACAUGGUCAAUGUGCAUGAUAGAGAAGCUGAUGAAUUAUGGAAAUUAUACAGUUUAGCCGAUAAAGAUGAUAUUAAAUUAAUAUCCAGUCAAUCUGAUCUUCAAUUUGAUGAACAAGAUAUAACAAAUACAAUUCGAUCAUUAAAAAAUAAAAACUCAUUUGGUUUUGAUCAAGUGUCUAACAAAAUGGUCAAGCUUCUUCCGACACAUCACCAUCUUCUGCUUGCUCAUGCUUAUAAUGAUCUAUUUCGUGCAGCUCAUUGGGGCAAAGAAUGGAAAACAGCUCGUACAAUUUGUCUGAAUAAAAGCGACCACCCAGCACCAACUGCAAAUCAAUUACGUCCAAUUUCGCUGUUCCCAACAUUCACUUUUGACAAGCUUUGGCAACAAGGAUUGCUACUGAAAUUAAAUAGAUUUAACUGUCCAUCGGCUUAUCUUGCUUGGAUAGCUAGCUAUUUCUCUGAUCGCACUCUUAAGAUUAAUUAUGGUGGUGUUGAACCAGUAUUGGUCAACGUCGAACGAGGUGCUCCUCAAGGUAGUUGUCUUGGUCCUGUAUUGUAUGUCAUUAGUCAUUAUGAUCUUACUCAGUAUUUUGAAAAUCCGGGUUAUGUACAUGCAUACGUUGAUGAUAUUGCAAUUGCUUAUGUACCAUCAAUUCAUUUGAAAUCGAAAUUUCAAGUCGUCGAAAUUGAAGAACGUGAUAAUUUAGCUAAAUAUCAUAGACGAUAUGUUCCAACAAUUUAUUCAAAUCUAACAUGUUCAUUAUGUGACACAACUAGUGGAAUAGCACCACCAUCGACCCGAUAUGGAAUGUCUAGAACAAGAACUUGA
This is a messenger RNA of Rotaria sordida, 2121 nucleotides long. The record is from the annotation of a GenBank genome assembly. NCBI's taxonomy places the organism in Eukaryota, Metazoa, Rotifera, Eurotatoria, Philodinida, Philodinidae.